Xenia sp. Carnegie-2017 is the source of this 4608-nucleotide messenger RNA. Its product is annotated as follicle-stimulating hormone receptor-like. Gene Ontology annotation, biological process: G protein-coupled receptor signaling pathway. Gene Ontology annotation, molecular function: protein-hormone receptor activity; protein binding; G protein-coupled receptor activity. Gene Ontology annotation, cellular component: membrane. The transcript has 13 exons. Lineage: Eukaryota; Metazoa; Cnidaria; Anthozoa; Malacalcyonacea; Xeniidae. The record is from RefSeq and is a predicted model, not a curated record. The coding region runs from base 2132 to 4237 and encodes 701 amino acids.
UUUUUGGAGGUGCUGAAUUAAAAAAAAUUAAACCAAAUGGAAGCGCAAAGUGUAAACAUCAUAUAGAAUGUGCAUUGCAUUUAGUCCUUACGUUUUAAAAUUGUUCAAAGUCAUUAAAAAUAUGGUUAUGGAUUUUUCUUGACAAAUCAUUUGAAUGAAGAGGUCAUGAUAAGAUAAUGUUUGGGUAUACAUUUGGGUAAGAGAUAUCUCUGAGAAAAUCUUCAAUAGUAUUUCAUUAUCGUCAAAUUCCUUGUUGAGACGAGCAAAGAAUUUAAAUUAGAAAAACAAGAUCUCCCUCUAACAAUUAAACUCAGCAAUGUCUUAACAUGUCCUUGUCUCGUAGUAGCAUGUAAAAGUACAAAACAUUAAGUUAUAAAAUACAAAGCAUUAAUUAUUCGACAAUUUGUAACAAGAAAAUGGCAAAUGCGUAGUCUUCAAAAAGGAUGAAAUAUUAGUUAUUGUACCGAAAGUGUUUAGUGCGAUGUCAUAUUGGAAUGAACUGAAUUGUAUUAUUGAUUUAUAGUCGUGAAAUUCUUAAACAUAUGUUGUAAAGUUUUCCUAUUAUAUUUAUCUUGAGGCUCUAUAAAGCAGCUGUUGAGAGCCCGUUGAAGAAAAGCAAAAUAAUUUAUUGAAUAAAACAACAAGGCAAUGUUCUUUUAAAAGUUAAAAAUUGUGAAAGCGAUUUUUUGUCGCCCAAACGUGAACUAUAUCGAUACAUUUGAUGUUUACAGCCUAUUACAAUUUUAACCACUUUUACAAGUGACAUUUUAAAAUAUGUGGUUAAACAGCGGCUGAUAUGCACUUCUCAAGAUUAUAGAAUAUUAUUAUCAACUGUACCUCAACUGCUUGUCUAUUUUAUAGCGCGACUCUAACAUCUUUUACAUCGUUCUUCUUAUAUUUAGAGAGGUGAUUAUAUAAGGUAUGUAGCUAUGAGGAAUUAGUGUAUAAUUUGCUUGUGGAGUUCUGUUCAUUAAUGCCGUCAUUGUGAAAAGCUUUUUGAAACUCUCGAAAUUCGACGACAUGCUCCCAUAAACAAUGCCGCGAUUUGAUCAGGAUGUGAAACAUGUUUUUUUAGUUACAGUUUCAGUUUUUAAAAAGUUAUGUUGAAAUUGUUAAAAUUACAUGUUAAAAUCUUAAUGAAUCUGCACUCGCUUGUUCUUAGUUUGUGGAGUAUUUGAAGACACACACAGCUAUAUUGCACAACUUCAAAUAUAGAAAACCAUAUGGGGGGGCUAUUGACCAAAAUUAAUUACGUUUCUUCAAUGAUGUGUUAUUUUCAUAAUAUACGACAAACGCAAGAUGUGUUUGAAACAACACAAAGAUGAAUUGAAAACUCGAUGCUGAAUUUGCACAGGCGCAUAAUGUUAUGUACACAUAAAAACAUGACAGAGUGAAGUGUCCACGUGACUUUCUAAAAUCUUCAAUUCCUUAUACUUUUUCUAAAUAUUUCUUUUGACAGUAAAGUCAGCCGCACUCAUAACUGUUGUGGUAAUAACUAUUCGUUUCUUUUUUGCAUUUUGUACUUUGUAGGCUUUGGUGUUUUUCUAUUGCCACUAUAGCAGCUAAUUCGUCAUCUCUAUAUAUCUGACAUGGUUUUUUGAUUGUUUGUUACAAUUUUACUCAAUACUGCAUGGGAAAACUUUGCUUGUAGUUUAAUGUCAUCUAAGCAGUUGUUAUUGAGUUAUCAAAGACGUGUUGAAACGAUAUUUUAAACUGUUGGCAGUAUCUUUCAUAUCGAUAAGACUAAAGCUGUCAUUUUGAGAACAAUACAUUGAGCAACAUUUAAUAUUGUGGAAAGUGUUACUCUCUACCUACGGAAUAUUUGUAUCGAUUAUAUCACUGUUGUAAAUCAUUUCAUCUUUGGAAAGCUCAAAAUGGUGUUGAAGGCGUUUCUCCUGUGUAUGUUGGUGUGUUCUUCAAUGGAUUAAACGUUUGUGUCUUCGCAAUUUCGACCAAUGGGAAUUGUCAAUUGGAAAGUAGGCGAUAUAUCUGUGCGAAUGUCACGAAAUUUCCAUCAAGACAGGAUAUACCUGGAAAUACUAGUGUUGUCGAACUAACUUCUUCUACUUUGAUUGGUCACCAAAGAAUAGAUUUGCCUGCUAGUGUUAGUGACGUAGUUAUAAAGAAAUCGAUGUUGGGGAAAAUUGGAAAUCUAACUUUCUACAAGAGAUUGAAAGUGUUACGAAUUGAAAAGAGCACAAUCAUCGACAUGAGAGAACUACCUGAAAAUGUGGAAGAAUUGAGAAUUUAUUCUUCUACAAUAAAAUCUGUUAUUGGACAUGAAUCACCAAAUUACGUUCUCGAUGUGUUAUCAAUAUCCGAUAGCAAUAUUACCAAUUCUAAAAUCAAACCUGGAGCAUUGGACAAUCUGUUUGAUCUCAUUCAUUUGAUAUUGGAUAACAAUAAGUUGAAAUCAGUUCCUGUUUUUAACAGUCCUCACAAGAAACUUAGAAAAGUAGAUUUACGUAACAACAAUAUUGAGAAAGUUGAUAGUGAAUCAUUCAAAAAAAUUUCAGUCCUUAAUGAUUUGAAUUUGAGUUAUAAUAAAAUCAAGAUUUUACCUAAUAACUUGUUUCCGGUCAAUAGCUCCCUUGCAAUAUUGGAUCUUUCACACAAUCCAAUUACAAGUAUUGAACCAUCAGCAUUUAAAGGCUUGCGUUGUUUGACUACACUAUACUUGGACAGCAUCAAUAUAGAGUAUUUACCAACAGAUGGGCUUAAAACGGUGAAGGUUUUAUACUUGGAUGGUGUAAGAAGACUAAAUAGGAUUCCUCCUGGUUUGGACUCAAUAGAAAGGGUAAGGUUAGCCGAAGGAAAGUCUCACCUGUGUUGUCAAGUGAUCAACGAUAAGUUUGAAGCAUUUCAAAGAGCUCAAACAUACGAUAAUGAACAUGAAAAGACCUGUAACGGUCUUUCCAUUGAUACUGAUAUUGUUGAGAACUCCAAUUUCAGUUUCACCAUUGUUAGUGAAACUCCAGAGAACAUUCAUGAUCCUAAAUUGAGCCGCAAAAAGGAAAUAUUUGUACCAGUUAACUGCACUCCGGAAAAAACACCUUUCCAACCGUGUGAAGAUAUCAUGGGUAGCAAGGGGCUUACAGCCGCAUCCUUUAUUAUUUCCUUACUUGCUUUAUGUGGGAAUUUCGUCGUUCUCCUGGUGUUUGCCUUUCUGCCAAGAAACUAUAAUGUUUCACGGUUUCUUGUUACGAAUUUAGCGAUAGCAGACAUGUCAUUGGCUGCCUAUCUGUUCGCGCUGGUUGUCGAGUCAAUUGUAACAUCGGGUAAAUACUUUUUGUACGUUGAAAAACUUCAGUAUAGUUGGAAUUGUGAUGUCCUUGGUGCACUGGCUAUACUUUCAAACCAGUUAUCUGUUUUUUCUCUUACAAUGAUAACUGUCGAACGCUAUUUAACUGUAGUCUACGCAAUGUACCCGCGAUACAGAUUGUCAAUGCGGACAGCGGUCGUAUGUAUGACAUUUGUUUGGUUACUCGCUCUCACGUUAGCAAUUUUGCCAGUUGUUGGAAUUGGAAGUUAUCGCAAGGUUGCCAUUUGCCUUCCUUUUGAUACAGAAAACGGCGGUGGCUAUUAUUUAUCUACCUUGAUUGGUCUCAACGGUUCUUGCUUCCUUUUCAUAUGUACGCUGUACGCUCUAAUGUAUCGGUCUGUAUUCGUGACAAAUAACUCCACACCCACUCGUAGGCAAGAUUCAAAAGUUGCUCGAAGAAUGUUCGUGUUGGUAGUUACUGACUUUGCAUGUUAUGCCCCGAUUGCCGUAGCAAGUAUAGCUGCAUUACUGGGACAUACACUUAUCGACGUGGAACAAUCGAAGAUUCUACUCGUGUUUUUCUUCCCUCUCAAUGGGCUGUUAAAUCCCUUUCUUUACGCUAUUAUCACAAAGGCGUUUCGAAGAGAUCUCGCAUCAAUUUUGGAGAUGUGCUUCAGGUGCGGUGGCUAUCUCAAAAGUCAUGUUGCGAAUCUUCCCUCCCGCUCCAUUCAUAGCUCUGAAGACGUGUUGAGUAAUAAAUCUGCGCGACCCUCCAACGUUGAUCUGGUUGCUUUAAAUGGUACUGAUGUCCCAGGAUCUGUGGACAAUCCGGCUUCGGUUUCUCUUUCAAAGUCCGAACCAAAUCUGACAAAGAUUGAAAGUAAGGAUGCUAUGCAUACUUUUAAGAGGGAUUUUAAGGAUAUCGGGUGUAGAAGAAUCGAGUUCACUAUUCUCAAGUUUAUUGGUAUGAUUUAGAAUUCGAAAUCUCAAGUAGUUAAUAAGUUUCAAACAUAGAAUAGGACUUCGUUGAUCGAUUAAAUGAAUAUUGCGAGGAUGGCAGCAAUGAUGGGACUUCACGAAUGUUGGUAUAUAUAAGUUGUUAAAAAUAUGUUCAAGAGAACCUUUAAAUUUUUGUGAAAACCCACAUGCAGAAUUCAUGUCUUAUUUUAAAUGUCAUGCCAAAGACAAUGAUUUUGUACUUAUGUGUACAUAAAUGUACAUACAUAAAUAUGCAUAAAUGUGUUUCAGUCUUGUAUAUUGUAAUUUAUGGUUAGUAUGUUGAUAUAUAUUUAUGAUUCAAGUUGUAAGAUUUUAUUAAAAAGAUAAUUAUAUUGUUGAAAGGUUGA